AUGGCGAUCAAAACCAUAUAUAUUGCAAGGCAUGGAUACAGAUCUAACUGGCUGCCCCAGGGUCCGUAUCCUCCUCCUCCUACAGGAGUAAACAGUGAUGUUCCAUUAGCUGAACAUGGUGUUAAACAGGCGAAGGAGCUGGCGCAUUAUAUAAUGUCGAUAGACAACCAGCCAGAACUGCUGUUCUCGUCGCCAUUUUAUCGUUGUUUGGAAACCUCACAGCCCAUUGCGGACCUUUUGGAACUGCCAAUCUAUGUGGAACGCGGUAUUGGAGAAUGGUACAAGCCAGACAGAGAUGUGAUUCCCGAGCCUGCGUCAUUUGCUGUCCUGAAUAAUUUCUUCCCGGGCAAACUGAGCCCUGACUGGGACGCAACAGUGAUUCCUAGCGACAAAGGUGAGACUGAACAGGAUAUUUUCAACAGGUGUCGCGAGUUUUUGCCCAAGUUUGUCGCUAGGGUCGAGUCCGAAUUUCCCGAUGUCGAGACUAUUCUCUUGGUGACACACGCCGCGACGAAAAUCGCACUCGGAAUGAAUCUGCUAGGAUUCGACAACUGCCGGGAACCUCUUGACGCAGAUGGAACCAUUUUACGUAGCGGAAGUUGUUCGCUGGAUAAAUUCGAACUAAUCGCUGGCGGCGACAAAAUCGAGGAUUUGCAAAAAGUGCCCUUCGCAAGCAGGAAAUGGCAUCUUACGAUGAACGGCAACACUGAGUUUUUGAGUAACGGUGAGGAAAUGCACUGGGACUUCCAAUACGGCUUUGAAGCAGGCUCGGACGCCGACAUAAGGGCCAGAAAGUUGAUGGCGGAGAAAGAUGCGCAAAAUAUCACAGAUGCAAACGCAGCUGCACUUCCAAAUGCCACCCGGCCGGUAACAGAUACCGAUCGUUACGAGCAUGUGUAUUUCAGCGUCGAUAUUCCAGGUAAAAAUGCCAAACGCAGCAGUGAAAUAGAGCCCAAUGCUACUCUGCAGUAUUCUGGAUUGGAGACAAACGCUCCCUUAGUCAAAAUAGGCGAAAACUUCUACGAAGGAAGCUGGCAAAAGCUAGUUGGUACUGAACUGGUUUUUCCCGACGCGGCUGCUGUGAAGACUGAGUCGGAGACCAAUGAAGAUGACGAGAGCCUCCCGAAUGAAAAUGUUGACGAAGGUCAAGAAAGGGAAAGUUCAGCAGAUGGCACCGAGCCCAAAGCAGAGAAAAUAUACCGUAUUACUGAUAAGCUCGUCCUGGAACAGAUACGUCCUUUGUAA
Messenger RNA from Lachancea meyersii CBS 8951, 1245 nucleotides. Lineage: Eukaryota; Fungi; Ascomycota; Saccharomycetes; Saccharomycetales; Saccharomycetaceae. The record is from the annotation of a GenBank genome assembly.